Molecule: messenger RNA, 2586 nt
Organism: Durusdinium trenchii
Lineage: Eukaryota; Dinophyceae; Suessiales; Symbiodiniaceae
Source: the annotation of a GenBank genome assembly
AUGAACGUUGCUGAUUAUGAGAUGCGAUUUGACGCCCUCAAAGCCAUGGAGAGGUCGAUGAGUGGAAACUUUGAGAAGAAGCCGGAACUACAGAAGGUCCAGCGGGAAAGCAACGAUGCAAGCCUGGGUGUCAUCCGUGAAUGGAGACCUUUACACCAAUCGGAUACACCCCUUGCGAGCAUCCGCGACCUGGAAGCUGCCCGACGUGGCAAUCUGAUGCCUUUCAAGUCCAUGCGCUGCCCAACAAGUCCCUUGUGUUUGCAGUGCGAAUGGCCACAACGCCGCUCCUGGCUUCUAUGUGGUCUCUUGAAGAAGUUGAAGAUGCCCACCAAAGUGGUGAAGCUCGUUCUGGGCUUUGCAAGGCAGCACCGGCCAGUAAGGGCUGUGGACCUUCCCCCUCGCACAGAGCUGCGUGUGCGGUGGUGGGACCCACUGGAGGAGAACGUCACACAGGAAGAGCAGGAGCAAGAGAGCAACAAAGGAACAGUGACCUGUGAGUACUACGACCCCGCCAGCUUGGCCAUGGAGCUUCAUGCUAUGACGAUGUAUCCGAUUGAUGACUUCAAGAUGCUGCGGGGCGGAGUCCUUCACCUUGUCGGGGAGUUUCAGCUCUUCUGGAGUGCAGUUCUCAAUUUUGCGGACUUCCACUCAUGUGCACCACUGGAAGGGCUCUACAAGUGGGGCGAAACCGUGCCACGCCUCGAGUAUCGAAGGAUGUGCCAAUGUUUGCAGUCGGGCUCUCCCAAGAUGCAAUCUCGAUCCAGAUUUGCUCUCCUCAUGUGCAGGGAGCUUUGUUCAGGGGCAGAUGAGCUGAACCGAACUCUUCCGCCUUGUGCCUAUACCGAGCUUGACGAUGAAGCAGUGACGCCGGGAGAGCCCAUUGCCCGCUGGUGGCACGAUGUUGUGCUGCAGCCGUCAAUGGACCAGAUGAGCGGUGUCCGUAUUGGCACGAUUCACUCUGGGGUGCUCAUGCGCAUGCAUGCGGCUUUUGUGGCGACUAUGCAGACGAGCUACGGUGCGGCGCUUGCAAAAUGUUCGUGCAGCGGCUCCAGCACAGAUGUGCAGACAGACUGCCCGAAUGCAUCAGUGACGGAUGUUGUGCAGCCUGAACGGCGCCAGUCCUUUGAAGAGAUCCUGACCGAUCAGCUCGACGGGCUGAAGUCCGCUGUCCUUGCGGCGCAUGGGAGUGUACUGGAGGAUCUUCAACUUCGUGUCCAGGGCGGAUGCUGCGAGACGCCCAUGAUCCAUGAGCUCCGGGAGACUCGCGAGCAGCGUGUGCCGCGCGAGCGGCUGAGUUGGGAUCUGAUUUUCAUUCCUUUGCAGAUGUUCGACAUCAACGCGGAGGUCGACAACCUCAUCAACGCACCUCAGUGGCAAAGCGGCCGCGAUGGUUGUGACGGGACCCAGAUUGAUGAGGUACUGGUCUUAGACGUGAUGAUCUUCGUGGUGCUGAGCUUCAACACUGAAAGCGAGAGCGGCAGCAAUGAUUCCAUGGGCUCCUUUCGCCUGGCUCGCGCCUUGCGCUUGAUGCGGUUCUUGCGACUUCUUCGCCUGCACAAGAUGGCGAACCUGGCGGCCGAAAUCCUUGAUCGCUUCAAAACAGACAGCUUCCUUCUCACCAUGAAUAUUCUUCGAAGCCUUGCGGCCGUCCUGGCCUUGAAUCACUACAUGUCCUGCGCCUUCCUUGGGCUGGCACUGCUGUUCGCUGCGGAAGGCGAACUCACAUGGAUUGAAAUCGCUGAGCUACAGCAUAUGGAUUUCUUGACACAGUACUUCUCGGCUUUGCACUGGUCUCUGACGCAGUUCAUGCCGGCCACGAACAACAUUGCGCCCAACACGGCCCCUGAGCGGAUCUACGCGAUUUUUGUGGUGCUCAUCGGCCUGGCUGUCUUCUCAUCCUUUGUGAGUGGGGUGACCAACACUGUCAACCAGCUCCGGCAAAUCCAUACUGAGCACUUCAAGCAGGAAAGCCGAAUGAAGUCAUUCUUAACGCAGAAAUCGGUCUCUGUGGAUGUGUGGUGUCGAGUGCAAAAAUUCUGCCGCUUGCGGAUCCUUCUGGACAAAAUGUCACUGAAAGAAGGGGAUAUCCCCAUGCUCCAAGAUUUGCCUCAUGGCUUGCGGGUGAAGCUCCAUGCAGAGAUCUAUAUGCCGAUUCUGGUUUCAGCGAACUGGAUGCCAUCGGAUGUGACAGAGAUCGAUGAGGAGCUCAUGCUGAAGCUUUGUGACAAAGUAUUGCUGGAGAAGGUGGCAUCGCCCAUGCAGGAGAUUUUCUUGGAACGUGGGGAAUGCCCAGAGGUGGGCACCUGGCUUUGCGAGCUGAGCCUUUGGGCAAGGUGGGAGUAUCGAGGCCAACUGGAUACCGAGGAGGUCUCGCACUACGUGGUAAUCCCUACGCAGGAAUUUGCCUUGGCGGUCACCAAAGCAGGCGGUUCACUCUUCCAGCUGAUCCGAACGAUAGGCCUGCUCUACAUUGCCAAGGCGGAGUCUCAAGAUGCAAACUGUGACGGAAUUCCCUUGACGGACCUGCCAUUGUUGUCCGAGUCGGACGCCCAGGCGGGAGUUCUGACGGACCUAGGUUUGGUUUGA